CUCCCGUGUUUCCUGACCCACACACAUCAUGGGUUGGUAACAAACAUAAGGACAACCUAGGGCUUGAUUUGCUCUUUUGACAGCCUAGCCUUGAUUUUUCCCUUCCUGCUGGUACAUGGUACCAGUUGGAAGUGUAUAGUUUUUUUUUUCUGUCACUUUAAGCAACAGGUGCCUUUUGGCUCCCUUGUAGGGGGCCCUGGCACAAAUCCAAGUUUUAUUGGGACUCCAACAGGAAAGGCACAGAGAGACAUUGUGGUGCUUUCGAUCGGAAAACUAUUCUGGACUGGGGAAUUGACUCUUGAGAUUGUGUUCAGCCUGUUAGUGCAUGAGAGAGAUGGAAGCACGGUCCUCCACCACCACGACUACCAUAGUCGAGACUAAGAAUGACGUGAGUGCAAAUCCCAUACGUUCAUCCAAGCGCACCAUGACCGAUGACCUGUACAGCACGUUCAGCUCACCCAUGGCCUGGAUCCUCGUGCUGGCUCUCAUCAUAACAUGGUCAGCUGUGGCCGUCAUCAUGUUUGACCUGCUCGACUCCAAGGGUCUCGAAGCCCAUACAUUAUACUGUGACGACCCCUGUUUACCACCUGGACCUCAGCCACACCGUGUCAGGAAAACAUUAAAGGAAGCAGGCAGCCUUAGAGGGGGUAUUCACCACAUCAGCCCUGAUCCCAUGAAGGCGGUGAAUGAAGCAAUGGAUGACUCUACCGAUUGGAUAACGUCAAUCUUGACUUUUAUGACUAAUUUGGUAGCACCAGAAGAAGAGGAGGAUGAAGGUGACCGUCAUUUUGUGAAGAAAAAAGGAGAAUUCUUGCCACCGAGAAAAAAAGUUGCAGAGAUACGGGCCAAGGAGAUCUUAGCAGAGGAAGGGGAGUACGAUGAGGAAGAGGAGGAGGAGGAGGAAGAUGAGAUGGUUGCUGAUGAAGAAGAGGAGGAGGAGGAAGAAGAGGAGGAAGAAGAAGAAGAUGAGGUGGAGAUUGAGGAGGAGGAAGAAGAAUCUGCUGAAGAAGAGGAAGAUGAAGACGAGGAAGCAGCAGAGGAGGCUGUGGAGGAGGAGGAGGAAGAAGAGGAGGAAGAAGAAGAUGAGGUGGAGGUUGAGGAGGAAGAAGAAUCUGCUGAAGAAGAGGAAGAGGAAGAUGAAGACGGGGAAGCAGUAGAGGAGGCUGUGGAGGAGGAGGAGGAGGAAGAUGAAGAGGAGGAAGCAGCAGCAGGGGAGGCUGUGGAAGAGGAGGAGGGAAAAGAAGAGGAGGCUGAUGAAAAGGAGAAAGAGGAAGCUGCUGAGGAGAAGGAAGAGGAAGAUGAAGAGGAGGAAGCAGCAGCAGAGGAAGCUGUGAAGGAGGAGGAAGGAAAAAAAGAGGAGGUUGAGGAAAAGAAGAAAGAGGAAGCUGAUGCUGAGGAGGAGGAAAAACAUGAAGACGAGGCUACUGCUCCUGAAAAGGAAGCUGCUUCAAUCCCUUCCAAACCUGAUGAGGAGAAAGAAGCUGCAGAACUUGUCACUCCAAAAGAAGCUGAGGCAGCUGAUGAUGAUGAUGAUGAUGAUGAUGAGGAGGAGGAGGAGGAGGAGGACAAAACUGAUGCAGAUGAAAAGGCUCCUACUACACCACUAGAUGAUCAGGAUGAUGAAUCAAUCAAAGCAGAAGAGGAGGAUGAAGAUACCAAAGACACCAAAGAUGAUAUAAUAUCUGAUGCAGAAACCCUCCCACCUUUGUCCACAGAAGAGCAUGAUGAUGAUGUUGAAGUUGUAGCUGAUGAUUCCUCCUCUAAAGAUGUCAAAGAAGCAGAAGAACCAGCCCUUACAUCGGCUCCUACUACAGACGAUGACCAAAAAGAUGACCAAAGUGAGGAGAAAGAUGAUGACGAUGACGUUCAAGAGGCUGAUAUCGCCAUUGUGCUUGGUAUUAUAGCAGAUGCUGGUGCUACAGUCACUGAUGUUGAAGCUCAAGAACUUGCUUCUGAAGCCAAAGAGGAUGUGGACAUGCAAGAAACGGUUCAAGGCAUAACAACCCUGGAAGAAGAGGAAAAAGAUGAAAAGGAAGAAAGCGCAGAGGAAGUGAAAAUUGUAGAAAAAGCACCAGAACCAGAACCGGUCCCUAAAGCCGAGGAAGUGAAGGAAAAAGAAGCAGAGAAACCUGUGGCAGAGACUGAAAAAGAAGACAAACAAAAAGAGCCCUCUACCUGUCCUUGUAUGCAUUCAGAAAUACAUAAAGAGUCUCAAAAAGCCCAAGACACUAAACCAAAGGAAGAAAAAGCUGAACCUGAAAAAGUGAAGAAAAGAGCUAAAAGAGUCAGCCUUGAGCACAGAAAAGAUGAGACCAAGAGAAAGGAGCCCUUGCUUAAACAGAGAAAAGAAAAAGAGGCUCCAAGAACAAGACUAGAGAAAGCAAAGAAAGCUCCAAAAGCAAAGGCAGUGGCUGCCAACAUACUCAAAAAGAGAAGAUCUAGAGCCUCAAGAGACGUGGAAGUGUCAGCUGCUCCAGCUCCGAUAGAGGAGCUUCCUAUGUGCCGACCAACACCUGUGUACUGCCCAGCGCCUCCUGGCUGGUAUGUGCAUCAUAUCGUCACAAGUAGCCCAUUACCACCAUCGGCUAUUCCAGAAUCAGAAGUUCCUAUUUUAACGACUCAUCAAGCUCCUACUGUAAUGAAAGAACCGGAAGCUACUAAGCCAAAGCCAAAAAAAGCCACUCAAAAGAAAGAACCAGCUGCACCAAAAGAAAAACCCAAAGCAACUCCUGCGAAGAAGGAGUCCAUAGUUACUAAAGACAAAGUAAAACCUUCAGUGGCAAAGAAAGAGCGAGCAGCUGUGAAAGAGAAGCCAAAGACAGAGCGAGUGAUCACUAAAGAAAAGGCAAAACCUACCUCUACUAAGAAAGAGCCAGCAGUAACAAAGAAGGCAAAAGUAACAACAACCAAAUACAAAGAAGAGAAAGCUGUAAAGCAAGUGAAGCCCACUGCAGAGGUAAAGAAGAAGGCCACAUCAACACCAAAAGCCAAAAAAGCCAUUAAAGAAGAAGUUGUGGGAACACCUGUUCCAGCUGAGAAGAAAACAUCUGAAGAAACCCAAGAGAAACCAGCUGAAGCACCAGCACCAGCAAAAGAGCUGAAGGUGGGGGAAAAUGUCACAGAGGGCAAAAAGCCAGGAAAGAUCCCGUACUUCCAGUGUGUUUUAAUGAGCACAAAAUCCAGCCAAUAUCCACUGCGGCCCAUGUCCCCUGCUAUGAGUCCAGCUAUUAACCCCACCAUGAUGAGAGCUAUGAUGGAGCAGAGGGCCGCAUUACUGCAGCAGAAAGCCCGCGCAGCUGGCCAGUAACAGGAUGACAGACCCCAUCUGGCCCUGACAGGUGUAAACUGCUUAUAAACUGCUGUAAAAACACAGUGCUGCUGGGCUCUCAAGAGCUAUCCACCUAAACUAUCACAGAGACUUAAAAAAAAUAACGAAUGGAGGUCCCUGGUUUUUCAAUGCACGCUCUCCAUUCCUCCAUAAGUGGCUUUUGAAUCUGAUCACAGUUUCACAGUUUUGACAAAAAUGAAUAUGCAAUUACUUCAAAGAAAUAUAAAUAAAUUAUAAUGUACAUUUUAAAAAAUAUAUUUAACGAAUAAGCGGCUGUUAAUGAAAUGUUACUGUGUAGAUUCAAUUUUUUAUUUAUUUAUUUGAGAUCUUAAAACAUCUGUUUACAUUUGUUGCAGGGAAGAUUCUGCUGGGGGUUUUUUUUGUUUUUUUUUCAUAUUGUACAUAAGACUACUCAGCAGCUAAGCAAAUUUAGACAUGGUUAAAUAAUUUAAGUGUUGCUCUAAAUAUUCAGAUAUUUAUUUUUCUAUGUCAAAGUAUAUGAUCUCAUUACGGAAAGUAAUACUGCAGUACACAUUCACUAAGGGCCUUAUCUUUUGGCCCAGGCCAUUUCCUUUGGCUCAUUGGUAAUAAGAUUAUGCAUAGUGUGUCUGGGUUCUACCAGGGUCUGGGAUCUCUCUGCAUUUGUAUGCAUGGCCAUUAGAAACAGGAGGACGCCAUUUGGACUGAAUCCGAUUUCUAUCUUAACCAAUGAAAAAAGCUUACAUCCUUAUAGAAUUGAAAGAGACAUUAAGAAAUUAAGGCACACAAAAGCCUCUAAAUAAUGAAAGGCUUUCAUUUUACUUGACUUAGACUUUUCUUGGGUAUCUCUUUAUUUAAUUGAAACCCCUUAUUGGGGGUUAUUGGAUUUAUGGUAGUGAAUUCAAUAUGUAAAAUAGAACUUUUCAUGUACAGGUAAAACCUAAAGCAACUGUGCUAUACUUGUGUGCAUAAAGUAUACCGAAAAUACAGUGUUUUACAGUAUUUGCCCACUGUGCAAUAGUUUUCUCUAAUUUUCAUACAUAGAUCAGUGGUCUUCAAGUUUUUUCAAACUGAAAGACCCCUUUGUUGAUACAAAAUGAGCUGCAUUUUAAGCUUGCUCUAAAACAUCAUGACAUUUUAAUGUAUUUACAUUCUUUGUUUUGUUGCUACAUGGAAGAGCCAUUAAGUAAUGAUUAUUAUUAAUAAUAUAAUAUUAUUGGUAACACUUUAUAAUAAGGUUUCAUUUGUUAACAUUAGUUAACAAGAACUAACAAUGAACAAUAUUAAUGUUAAUCUCAACAAUUACUAAUACAUUUUUAAGAACAAAAGUUGUAUCUGUUAACAUUAUUUAAUUCAAUGUGAACUAAAAUGAACAUGAACAUUUUUAUUAACUAACAUUAACAAUACAUACAGGUUAAUACAUGCUGGAAGAAUAUAUUGCUUAUUGUUAGUUCAUGUUAGUUAAUGUAUUAUGUUAAAAAAAUAAGACCUUAUUUAAUUCAGUAACUUUACAAAAGUUACUGAAUUAUUUAUAAUCAUGACUGAUGUACAGAUUCUUGUACAUUGUUUUAAAUUUAAUUCAUAUUUUUAAUGUAGGUUGGACAAUUAAAUACUGUAUUUAACUUGGUUUUGCUUACCAGCAAAAAUUACUUUCUUAACUCAGUGUUUUUUGUUGUUUUUGUCCCAGUACAAAUCUCAUAACAUUCUUAAAUCAAGAUGCAUUUACUUGAGAAGCAUAAUGACUUCAUAUUAAGUCUUGUUUUUUGAAAAAAAAAAAAAAAUGCCCAAAUUAAGUAAGUUCAUGCUUAAAACAAGUAAAAAAAUAUCUGCCAAUGUGGUCAGAAAAAGAAUCUUGUUUAUACUUUGAGUUUCAUUUUUCUCACCCCAUUGGCAUAUAUUUUCUUCUGGUUUUAAUCAUAAACUCACAUUAUGAUCAACUGUUCAGAAAACAAGACUUAAUAUCUUAUUAUAUUGUUUCUCAAGUAAAUAUAUCUUGAGUUAAGAAUGUUUAGAUUUUUGUGCUGGAAAAUAAGACAAAAAUACAGAGUAAGAAAAUAUUUUUUUUUAUAAAGUAUUUUGCCUGUUGAAGACCCCUGCCCUAGAUAGUCAUCAAAAAGUGUGUUGAUUUACUGUAAAAUACAGUAGUAGAGUAAGGCAGAUAUAUGUAUAUAUUAUUUGACGUUACUUUGACCAACAGUGAUUUUCAAGAAGUUGAAUGUUGAUCUGAUGGAUAUCUGUCCAUUAUCAGAGGCAUCUUGUUCCUGUAACAUUUUGCUCCGAGCACGACUCAAACCGGCAUGGGAGGCGGGGGCGCUAACAAGACCGCUAAAGACCGCAGCCUCAAGCAUGCCUCCUGAAGCUGGGGGAGUGAGGUUUACUUGCACAGCUCUUUCUAGCCUGCCUUCGUUAAACUCACCUCCAUAAACCUCACCAGCAUAACCCCUCCGGUUCUACUCGCACCACUUCGAGCAGGCUUCGAACUGGCUUCUCUGGCAUGGGAGGAGGGCGCACUAACAAGGAUGCUAAAAACUGUAGCCUCUAACAUCCUUCUUGAGGCCGGGGGAGUGAGGUUUACUCUCGCAGCUCUUACUAGACUGCUUCCGUUACACUUACUCCCAUCCGGGUCAUGGCACCAACGUAACCCCUCUGGUUCUACUCGCACCGCUCCGAGCAAGAUUCGAACCGGCUUCUCCGGCAGGGGAGGUGGAUGCACUAACAAGGAUGCUAAAAAACAUAGCCUCUAGCAUGCCUCUUGAGGCCGGGGAAGUGAGGUUACUCUCACAGCUCUUACAAGCCUGCUUCCGUUACACUUACUCCCAUCCGGGUCAUGGCACCAACGUAACCCCUCUGGUUCUACUCGCACCGCUCCAAGCCGGAUUCGAACCGGCUUCUCCGGCAGGGGAAGUGGACGCACUAACAAGGAUGCUAAAAACCGUAGCCUCUAGCAUGCCUCUUGAGGCUGGGUGAGUGAGGUUUAUUCUCACAGCUCUUACAAGCAUGCUUCCAUUAUACUUACUCCCAUCCGGGUCACGGCACUAACGUAACCCCUCAGGUUCUACUCGCACCGCUCCAAGCGGGAUUCGAACCGGCUUCUCCGGCAGGGGAGGUGGACGCACUAACAAGGAUGCUAAAAACCGUAGCCUCUAGCAUGCCUCUUGAGGCUGGGUGAGUGAGGUUUAUUCUCACAGCUCUUACAAGCAUGCUUCCAUUAUACUUACUCCCAUCCGGGUCACGGCACCAACGUAACCCCUCAGGUUCUACUCGCACCGCUCCAAGCGGGAUUCAAACCGGCUUCUCCGGCAGGGGAGGUGGACGCACUAACAAGGAUGCUAAAAACCGUAGCCUCUAGCAUGCCUCUUGAGGCCGGGUGAGUGAGGUUUAUUCUCACAGCUCUUACAAGCAUGCUUCCGUUACACUUACUCCCAUCCGGGUCACGGCACCAACGUAACCCAAUAUAACUCCUGGUGGGAUUCGAACCGGCGUCUGUGGCAUGUGAGGCUGGCACUCUAACAAGGACACUAAAGACCAUAGCCCCCAGCAUCAAUCGCCAGUGCGCGUCUUGAUCCCAGGGGAGUGAGGUUUACUUGCACAGCUCUUAUUAGCUGUCCUCCGUUACGUGUGAUCUUUAUUUUCAGUAACUUAAGGAUCGGCACGACCUAAAAUACUAUAUGUCCUUGAAUGUCUUCUCAUAAUCAACAGCAGUGAAAAAAAUCAAAAUGACAAGAACAAGAGUGAACAGCCAGCUGAAUUUUGAUUGCUGCUCUGCAUAUGGGCUGCAUAUGGUCAUAGAAAGACUGCAUAAUGUUAAUACUGUAAGUAGUGAUUGCAGCAGAAGGCUGUUUCUCUUUAAUCAGGACAUAGUGAGACAGUUAGCUGUAACUGUCUGACUUUGAACAUAGAAGUAGGCCACAGAAAUAAUCUCACUUUGAAGUUACAGCAUGCAGCUUCCUGCAGAGAGGACAUCAACUGUACUGUGGAUAUUCCUAAAAUAUAUAAAUGUAAGAAUGAACAAUAUAAAUAUUGAUGACCCUGAAAAACACAUAUGAAAUGGGAAACCAUUUUAGUCCGACAUUGAGAAAAAUCACUGUCUUAGCUUAAAUGAGAGACAGUUUACAGUGAAAAUGCAAUGUUUACAAGGUGGAACCUCAGUUGUUGAUUCUCAAAAGGCUUUGAGUGCCAUAGAUGUAUAAAAUCCAUGUGUAGGGCUAAGCAUUUUAUUUUAAGAGGUGACAGAAGUUGUUCUUACAGUUUUUGAAUGUGUUUGGUAUUGCAUGACCCCUGAGAAUAUUGCACAUGUCAGUUUCUGAUGUGCUAAAUUAGCUUGUUACACUGAAUUUCAAUAGAGGCUGCUAAAUGAUCCUUCUUUCAUAAGACCUGAUGACAUGAGGUUGGGCACCUGGAACUUGUCUGCCUUAUAAGCUAAAUUAUGUUUCGCUUAUAAAAGGAUAGAUCACUUUUUCUUUCACAAACUAGUAGGAUUUUGUGGUUUGAUUUAUCGGUUUUACUAGGGCAUGUCAGAUUGCUCCAUAAUUUUUCGUCACAUCACAGAGACCUAGUUUACAGUUUUAAAUAUGUCAAACUGUCAUGUUCUUAUGAAUGCUGAAUAAGAUCUGUCAGUAGAACCAAAGGAAAUUUUGACUAAAUCAAUGUUGUUUUUUGUUUUAUUUACAUCUUGCUGGAUUCUAUCUUGGAGUGGGCAAAAUUCUGGUAAUAAAGUGUGCAAACUUG
Megalobrama amblycephala (Wuchang bream) is the source of this 8035-nucleotide messenger RNA. It is a transcript of the gene trdn, whose product is annotated as triadin. The transcript is spliced from 33 exons. Lineage: Eukaryota; Metazoa; Chordata; Actinopteri; Cypriniformes; Xenocyprididae. The coding region runs from base 326 to 3307 and encodes 993 amino acids. Gene Ontology annotation, molecular function: signaling receptor binding. Gene Ontology annotation, cellular component: sarcoplasmic reticulum; membrane. The record is from RefSeq and is a predicted model, not a curated record.